UACAGUUUCUAUACCCAGAUGUGGCCCUUGGGCCAAAAAGUUUGCCCACCCCGGACUGAAGGAUACAAUGGCAAAGCAGGGAAGUGGGACAGAGACAAACUUUAAAGUGGAAAAGCUUUUUGAAGCAAGCAUGUUUUUAUCCUGACCCUUUAAUUCUUCAUUUAGAGGAAGCAACUCAAGCCUCCCUUCAUAUUAGGAGGUCUCCUGAUUAUGCUACCUGCUGUGCUCCAACUCCCCUCUUUUUUACCAGUUAUUUGUUUUAUUUUUACAAGCUCUGUUUCCGUGUCUGCAAUAUUUGAUUAACUGAAAUUGUAAUGAUGACAAGUUCUGGAAGUGAACAGCUCUAUUGUCAAUUGUCAUUGUGUUGAUAUCACAAUUUUCAUUCUGUUGUCAUUUAACUUAACCUACUACUAUAAGUCACAUGACAACACACUCAGUCUCGAGACCAGUCCUUUCCUGUUGCAUGACUUCCUGUUGGGACUGAGAAGGAACAAGAUCCACUGAGCUGACUGACUCCAAAAGUAAGUGAAAUCCACACCCUUAAGUUCAAUAUCAUUUUAUGUUUGAAGGGAACUGAGUUUUGCUAGGAAAUUUCAUCCACUGAUCUGCCUGACCCCAAAAGUAAGUGAAAUCAAUAUCCUUAACUUCAAUCUCAUUUUAUGUUUGAAGGCAACUGAGUUUUGCGAGGAACAAAAUCCAGAGGCAUUUCACCACUGAUCUGCCUGACCCCAAAAAUCUGAUUCCUCAUCUCUCAGCCGUAAAAUGAGUGCAGAUAUAUACAAGCUUCUCUUCUUCAUCAGCGAGGAACUGGACUCGGACACCCUGAUGGCCCUGAAGUUUCUGAGUCUGGAGUACAUCCCACUGAAGAAUCAGGAAGACAUUCAAGAUCCCAAGGUUUUCUUCCAAAAGCUCCAGAACAAGGGACUGAUAGAAGAAGAAGAUCUGUCCUUCGUAAAGGAGCUACUGUUCAGAGUAAACCGCAUAGACCUCCUGACUGGUAAACUGAGCUCCAGCAGAGACGAAAUGGAGAGGGAGCUUCAAAUCCCAAACAAGGCAAAAGUUUCACCAUAUAGACAACUACUUUACAGAAUCUCUGAAGAAAUAACUAGUGAAGAAGUUGCCAGUGUAAGAUUCCUGCUGCAGAAGGAGCUACCAAAGAAGAAGCUUCAGGACAAUGCUACAAUAUUGAAGCUCUUUAUAGAAAUGGAAAAAGCUGGGAUAAUGAAUGAAACCAAAUUGAAGGUGCUGAAGAGUAUUUUACGGGACGUUAGACCUGACCUGGCGCAAAAAAUUAAUACCUACGAAGUGGAAACACAAGCCCCAGAUGAAUUGAUCACGAGCUUGGAACCUCCUUUUCAGAGCCUGACACUUAGCGAAGGGCAUAUUCACCAGAAAGUUCCCUGGCCUAAAACAUGGGCAUUUGCGGGCCCAGGUGAAUCGGGAGCAAAGGAAGCAGCGUCAGUGCCAAAGCUCGAGAACCCCUACACGAUGGACAAUAAUCCUCAUGGCUAUUGUGUGAUACUGAACAACUCUGAUUUUAAAAAUCCUGAUGAAACCAGGAGAGGCACAGACAAAGAUGCUGAGGCUCUGAAAAGGGUCUUUGAGUGGCUUCAAUUUGAGACAAUUGAGCACCGAAACCUAGAAGCAGAGGAAAUCUGUAAUACAAUCAAAAAGUAUAGCAACAUGGACCAUAGCAACAUGGACUGUUUCAUUUGCUGCUUACUCUCACAUGGCGAAAAAGGUAAAGUACGUGGGACAGACUGGAAUUCUGCAGCCGUCAAAGAUCUGGUCUCCUGCUUCACUGGAUCUGAGUGCCCCUCUCUCGCUGGCAAACCCAAACUCUUCUUUAUUCAAGCCUGCCAAGGUAAGAGAGGGCAGAAAAGUAUCCCAGUGAAAGAAGAUUCUUCUCGACAGCUGGAGACAGAUGCUUUGCCCUUGCCUUCCAUUCCUGACUGGGCUGAUAUCCUCAUUGGUAUGGCUACAGUGGAAGACUUUGAGUGCUACAGAUACAUAGAGAAAGGCAGCGCGUUCAUUCAGUGCCUCUGCAAGGAAAUAGAGUCUUUCUGCCCACAGUACGUGGAUCUGCUGACAAUCCUGACACAAGUCAACAAAAAAAUGGGAGAAAAAGAGUUUAAUGGGAAAAAGCAGAUGCCGGAAAUAAAAUCAACCCUGCGGAGGAAACUGAUCUUCCAGGUGCCAACGCUAGACAAUUAACCAAAGCAAUAAGAAGUCUGAGAUACACUAAAUUAGGAAUUUUGGGAUGGAUUCAACUUGCAGUUCCAAAAGACAAAUGGACUGGAUUUGUUCAGUUAGGUCCCAGUCCUGCAAGGUACUGAGGGCCCUCAACUCUCAGAUCUCCAUCUCUGCAAUGACUCAGCGUCCUGACUUCCAGAUCUGCAGCUGUCCAAGUCACCAAAUGUGCGUAAGCAAAGGGGCUGAGUGACUGACCUGCAUCUGUCUACUUUAGUAGGAGUUGAGAGUGCUCAGCACCUUCUAGCAUUGACCCCUUGGUCCUGAUUUCAAAUGAAGACGCACUCUGCAAAAUCUUGAUUCCCAAACAAUGAGGAAUUGUACAGUUUCCAUUUGUCAAUGUUAUUCAUAGAUGAUAAGGCCAAAAGGGACCAUUGUGAUAAUCAGGGAUCUUAGUUUUCUGAGAUAAGAAAAUCCCCCAAAUUCUCCAGUAAAAAACCAUAAAAAUCCGUAUUUUUCCACAAUUAAAAUUAAAUGCUGAAUUUUAGUUUCUCUAGCCACAAUAUGUAUAGCUAUCAGUUGAACGCAAUGUUUCAUUGAUAUAUUUACAAUUUUUAAAGCAAGUUCAAAGCCUACCUGUGCCAUUGGGUGGGUGUGGCGGGGGGAUAGCUCAGUAGUUUGAGCAUUAGCCUGCUAAACCCAGCGUUGAGUUCAGUCCUUGAGGGGGCCAUUUAGGGAUCUGGGGUAAAAAUCUGUCUGGGGAUUGGUCCUGCUUUGAGCAGGGGGUUGGACUAGAUUUGUAUGUCUGUAUUCUAUAUUUUCAGAAAAUUGUGGGGGGGGUUUAAUGCAUAAACACUUGAAUGAUACAGUCACAGUGAAUUGUUUCUUUACUGUUGAUGGUCCUGCGAGUUCAGCCUCUUGUUUUCAUUUCUUUUCAUUCAGUUUGUUUAGCACUUUCCAUGUGUUCUACAACUGCCUGCCUUUGAAUGUAAUCUAUAGCCUUGCUGCAUACAGAACAGAACAGGACAUUACCAUCAAUGUGAAAUUUUUCCUUGCCAAACUCAGUGACACAGUCUUCAGGGGUGAUUUUUAAAGUUUUUGGCCUCUUUUCAUAACUUUAAUUACUCACGUCUGGAGGCUGAAGUGAAAUUUGGGAUGCAUUAAAACGCAAACCCCUAUAUGCUGUUGAGUAACGUCUAUACACUGGAAGCAGUUUAUUGGAGUAUGUUUAGCUAUGUACAUUUAAAACGCAUUCAAAAAUCAACCACAAGAGGGGGAGGUUGCACGCAUUGAAUAAGUGACACCGGUACUUUUAGUAAAAUUUAGUUAAUAGUUAAUAUAUGUUUUUAUUUGUUCACAAAAUGUAAAAACUGUUUUUUUACAGAAAAUCUCUAAAUUCCAUGUUUUUCCGUGGCAAAUGGAUUUCUAGGAUCCCUGGUGAUCAUCUAGUCUGACCCUCCUGUAUUGGAGACAUAGGACUUUCCUGAAUUAAUUCCUGUUUCAACUAGAGCAUAACUUCUAGAAAAACAUUCCGUCUUGGUUUACCAAAGUCCAUCUUUACUAUCUCAACCCGUGCCCUUCCUGACCCCCCGUCACCUCCAAAAAACCUUCCUUGAUUUGCAUUCUUGAUUUACAGAUCUGAUCCUGGGAAGAUUCCACAUGGUUCAGACACAGUUUCCAUUACCUGCAUGGACAGAGAAAAUUAAGCUAUACAUUACCUAGGGGAUCAGGUCUAUCGCAUGGUUCUCAGGGGAAAAAAAGUCCCUUUGUACAGUGACCAUUUAAUUAAAUCCGCAAGCAGGAAACCACCAUUUUAAUCAUGUUUUGCAUUUGUACUUUUUUUACUUAAGGAAAUGUUGAUUUCUCAUUAGUUGGUAACCACCAAAGCCUGUUGACUUGCAACUAAAUAUAGCCUUUACACUAAAUUUGGUGGUAAUUUUUGCUAACUGGGAGGAUACACUAUAUCUGUACAUAUUUAUUUAAGCAACAAUAUAGCUUAACUUAUAUUUAUUCAGCUUCUUUGUUUUGACAUUUUUGAUUGUUAGAAAAUGGUGAAUGAGGCAUUUUGAUUUUAGUAGAUGAUUAAUUUUUUUAUUUGUGACCUUUGUCACACUCUAUUUGGUGGAAAUUCAAAUUAAAUUAAAAUUCAGAAAAACAGCAUUUUAUUGUUUUUAUUAAAUAAAAUGACCUUAAAAGUGCAUAAGAAAAAAGUUUAUCAAACCAUUUAAAACUAACCAAUUUAUUAAACAAAGGCAGUAUUAUCUGUGUUUAAUGAAUUUAACUGAUUUAUUUCUGGUUACCAUGUCCUUCAAGAUUUUAGAACUAGUAGAUCUUACUCUCUCAAACUUACUUUUUAUUCAUAGAGUGGAAGAGAAAAACAGCAUUCCUCCUUUUUCAACUUCCAAUUGGGUUCUUAACUUUGAAUGAGCUAGUACAUGAACUGAACUAGUUGAAUAAACUGAAAUGAAGAAAAUAUUCUCUCUGCACCUAUGAAGAUUCAAAUUUGUUUAGCACUUAAAAAAAAAUGUAUUUGUAUCCACCCAGACAGUGACCAAGGAACAGGAUGAUAAUAUAACACUUUGCAUUUCUCUAGCUCCUUCCAUGUGAAGGGUACUGAUGGGGGUGGGGGUGGGGGUGGGGAAAGAGAUAGAAAAUACAGGACAAUUUGCCCGUUUUUAAGAAAAAGUCAGGACACCUGCAGGAAGGCUUAAAUACGGGACAUCUCGUCAUCCUAGCUAUGUUACAGAAAGGAGCAGUAUGUCUUACAGAGGGUAAUAAGCACAUCAGUGGAAGGAGUUAUGAUUAUGCCAUAGUUAUUAGCAACCUAGUGAUCUGUUGGAUUCUAACAUUUGAUUAUUUAUUAAAACAUCUAUCAAUGAUUUACUAAUCCUUUAUAAAUAUAGUAAGGCUCCAUUUAUAAACCUUGUGACUAAGAGAAUAGUGUCAUGAUGCCUUUAAAUUAAACAUUCUUUUCUAUUCCUAAAGAUAAGGUUAAAUCUGUGAAAUUUCUAGAGGUUAGCCUUGUCUCUCCUAUACUUGGAGUUCCUUUGCAAAUUCUUCAGAUUGGAUUACAACAGCUGCACAUGACACUUACUUGACACUUAGGGUAUGGCCACACUUGCAGAUGUAGAGCACUGUGAGUUAAAUCCGCCUUCGUAGAGCACAGUAGGAAAAGUGCUGCAGUCUGUCCACACUGACAGCUUCAAGCGCACUGGCAGCAUUGGGACCGAUGCAUUAUGGGCAGCUAUGCCAGCAUGCAAGUGACGGCAACGUGCUUUUCAAAUGGGGGUGUGGUGGAGUGGAGUGUGACAGGGAGUGUGUUGUGUGUAGGUGGGGGGGAGAGAGAAUGGGUUUUUGGGGUGCUAAGAGUGUGUCAGCAUGCUGUCUCGUAAGUUCAGACCCUCCACCCUCUCUCCUCUUUCUCACUCACUCAAAGCAAACAGUAAAUGUUUGCUUUUCUCAGAGCUGAUAAGCAGCUGGCUUCUCCGCAACGGAGCUUUGAAAGGGCAUUUCCGCAUUUCUGCAGCCGAUUUCACAACAAUGACAAGAGUGGCCACUUGACUUAAGGGGAUUAUGGGACGUUUCCGGAGGCUGAUCACAGCGCAGUAACGCAACACCUCAUCCACACUGACACUGCGGCGCUCCAGCAGGGGUGCAGCAAACGUUAUUCCACUCGCCGAUGUGCAGUACCAGCAGCACUGUAGCUGCGGAGUCAGAGCGCUCUACAUGCCUUGCCAGUGUGGACGGGGAGUGAGCUAGGGCGCCUGGGGCUGCUUUAUUGCGCUGUAACUCGCAAGUGUAGCCAAGGUCUUACACAGCAUAUACUUUCAGAUGCAGUUGUCUGGAAUGUGGAUGCUGUUGGAAAGCGGGAAACGCUGAGAUUAAGUGAGGUAGGAGCCGAUAGUUGUUCUGUAAUAAAAGUAAGAGAAACCCUCACAGAACAGCAGUGAGAUUUAUCUUGAAUUUUAUUUGUGCUUCUGUGACCAUGGGUUUUAGGUGAUUUACCAGGGCUCAAUCUGGGCAUCUAUAUUUUGAGAGUUAAUUGGAUGUGGAAACAGGAAAAUAGAAGUUUCGAUGCAGAUAUUUGAAAUGUUAUUGGUUUAUACCACUGUAUGUGUGGCUGUGGAUUUUUCUAAGAAGAGAGGGGCAUAGUGGCGCUGGGGGGCAAAUGGGAAGGAAAGGUGAUUUUGGUCUUGGCAGGAGAGCGCUGCUGCAAGUUGAACUGUGUGAACAAAGCAUUCCUACAGCUGUGCGGCCUGUCUGAGCCUUUCUGCCUUCAUCCCAGCUGACCAGGUCAUCGUGAACCACUCUUGGUUCGGGAUUUGGUGCAGUACCCUACAUCUAGUCCAAGUCCUUGUGUCAUAACUAUAAAGGGAAGGGUAACAACCCUCCUGUGUACAAUACUAUAAAAUCCCUCCUGGCCAGAAACACCAAAAUCCUUUUACCUGUAAUGGGUUAAAGAGCUCAGGUAACCUGGCUGACACCUAAUCCAAAGAACCAAUAAGAAAACAAGAUACUUUCAAAUCUUGGGGAGGGAGAAGGCUUUUAUUUGUGUGCUCUUUGUUUUGGGGGUUGUUCGCUCUUGAAACUAAAAGGAACGGAACAUCAAUCCAUGCUCUCCAAAUCUGUCUAAACAAGUCUCUCAUAUUUCAAACUUGUAAGUAACAGCCAGGCAAGGCGUGUUAGUUUUAUCUUUGUUUUCUCAACUUGUAAAUGUUCCUUUGCUAAAGGAAGGUUUAUCCCUGCUUUGCUGUAACUUUAAA
This is a messenger RNA of Malaclemys terrapin pileata, 6953 nucleotides long. Its product is annotated as caspase-8-like. The transcript has 9 exons. The record is from RefSeq and is a predicted model, not a curated record. Gene Ontology annotation, biological process: negative regulation of extrinsic apoptotic signaling pathway via death domain receptors; proteolysis. NCBI's taxonomy places the organism in Eukaryota, Metazoa, Chordata, Testudines, Emydidae. Gene Ontology annotation, molecular function: cysteine-type endopeptidase activity; protein binding. Bases 763 to 2214 code for a protein of 483 amino acids.